Papilio machaon (common yellow swallowtail) is the source of this 1634-nucleotide messenger RNA. RefSeq names its product alpha-amylase 1-like (gene Amy). Bases 65 to 1567 code for a protein of 500 amino acids. Gene Ontology annotation, biological process: carbohydrate metabolic process. Gene Ontology annotation, molecular function: alpha-amylase activity; cation binding. The record is from RefSeq and is a predicted model, not a curated record. The transcript is spliced from 9 exons. Lineage: Eukaryota; Metazoa; Arthropoda; Insecta; Lepidoptera; Papilionidae.
AGUAUGAUGUCCGUAGAAGACGAUAGAACAAAUUGAAAUCUAUUUUGGAUUAAUAGACGCCAGAAUGAUGCGGUUCAUUCUGUUGCUGACUGUAGCUGGUUUAGCUGUGGGAUAUAAGAACCCUCACUAUGCUUCCGGCCGAACCACCAUGGUACAUCUUUUUGAAUGGAAGUGGGACGACAUUGCUGCUGAAUGUGAAAGGUUCCUUGGACCACGAGGAUUUGGUGGCAUUCAAAUUUCACCGCCUAAUGAGAAUUUGAUGAUCUGGUCAAAGAAUAGACCAUGGUGGGAGAGAUACCAGCCGAUAUCUUAUAGACUUGUAACUCGUUCCGGUAAUGAGCAGCAAUUCGCUAACAUGGUGCGUCGUUGCAACAACGUUGGUGUCAGGAUUUACGUGGACGCAAUCAUUAACCAUAUGACGGGUACUUGGAAUGAGAAUGUUGGCACUGGAGGCAGUACUGCGAACUUCGGAAACUGGCAUUACCCCGCCGUGCCCUAUGGAAGAAAUGACUUCAAUUCACCACAAUGUGUGAUUUCUGGCAAUGACUAUAACUGCUGUCCUGACAGAGUGCGAAACUGUGAGCUCUCUGGUCUGAAGGACUUAAACCAAGGGUCUGCCCAUGUUCGUAACAUGAUUGUCAAUUUUAUGAAUCAUCUCAUUGGUCUUGGAGUCGCUGGAUUCAGAAUUGAUGCUGCUAAGCACAUGUGGCCUGGAGACCUACGCGCAAUCUAUGACAGGCUACACAAUCUUAACACAAAUCAUGGCUUCCCAUCUGGUGCUCGUCCUUACAUCUACCAAGAAGUUAUAGAUCUUGGUGGUGAAGCUAUCAGCCGCAAUGAGUACAUAUCACUCGCUGCAGUCACUGAGUUUAGAUUCGGAAUGGAAUUGAGCAGAGCCUUCCAGGGUGGAAAUCAAUUGAGGUGGUUAAGUAAUUGGGGACCUAACUGGGGUCUGCUUGCAAGCGGUGAUGCUUUAGCAUUUAUUGAUAACCAUGAUAACCAGAGAGGCCACGGCGCCGGUGGAAAUAUUCUUACAUACAAGAGUUCUAAACGAUACAAGGGAGCGAUUGCUUUUAUGUUGGCCCACCCAUACGGCCAGCCUCAGUUGAUGAGCAGCUUUGAUUUCUGGGACACUGAGGCUGGACCCCCGAUGGACCGCAAUGGCAAUAUCAUUUCUCCAUCUAUAAAUUCUGAUGGUACCUGCGGCAAUGGUUGGAUCUGUGAGCAUCGUUGGCGUCAAAUUUACCAGAUGGUUGCAUUCAGAAAUGUUGCCGGGAACACUGGCGUAAAUAACUGGUGGGACAACGGCAGCAACCAAAUCGCCUUCUGUCGCGGCCAGCAAGCAUUCAUUGCUUUCAAUAAUGACAACUGGGAUCUUAAUCAAAACUUGAAUACUUGUCUACCAGCCGGUUCUUACUGUGACGUUAUAUCUGGUGUCAAAGAGGGCAACAGAUGUACUGGCAAGACUGUUACCGUCGGCAACAACGGCGUCGCGCACAUUUCUAUACGUGCUAACGACUAUGACAUGAUUCUCGCUAUUCACCGUGGCAAUGAGUCAAGAUUGUAAAGAAGAAUGUUUUUACUGGAAUUGACACAAAAUGGAAUCUAAAACCGAAUGGAAUCAAAAUGUAAAA